This is a messenger RNA of Fomitiporia mediterranea MF3/22, 336 nucleotides long. Its product is annotated as phosphatases II. The transcript has a single exon. The annotation marks the transcript as partial. Gene Ontology annotation, cellular component: cytoplasm. Gene Ontology annotation, molecular function: JUN kinase phosphatase activity. Gene Ontology annotation, biological process: regulation of MAP kinase activity; protein dephosphorylation. The record is from RefSeq and is a predicted model, not a curated record. NCBI's taxonomy places the organism in Eukaryota, Fungi, Basidiomycota, Agaricomycetes, Hymenochaetales, Hymenochaetaceae.
CUCCUCCAAAACCAUAUUACACAUGUUCUUAGUAUAGGAAAGGACUCGGAAGACGACUUGUCUCCUGAAAUCAAUGUGAAGAAAAUGGAACUUGAGGACGAAGCUGAUGCAAAGAUUGCUGAUAUAUUCGACGAAGCUUGUCAAUUUAUCAGUGAAGGGAAUAAAGGCAAUAACAUGAUCCUCAUCCACUGUAAUGCUGGCGAGUCUCGAUCUCUAGCAGUAGUGAUUCAUUACCUACAUUAUCACAAGGAUUUCCCAAUGUCUCGUGCCUUCUUUUUCGUCGCUAUAAGAAGACCUGUUAUUGCUAUUAAUCCAGCCUUCAAAAAAUUCAUUAUA